AUGAAGUUUUUAUGUGAGUUUGAGGGGGAAUGGGGUUAGAUCUCUCUGGGAUGCGGCGCGAAAUUCAUAAGAUUUCGCUUCUUAAGUUCAUGUAAGUUCAAAAGAUCAAACUAAUUUCAUAAUUUUUCUAGUGGUGAGCAUUUUGCUUGCUGGAGUUGUGGCAGCUCAAAAUCCCGAUCCAGAAGGCCGUGAUGAAAAAUAUACCUACAAACAAUUAUGUUUGGUUGACAACAAACCACAAGUUCUUGAUGGUAAGACUUACUUUUUGUUAAAAAAUCUUAACGUUAAUAAAAUUUUCAUAAUUCAGGAUUCGAUUGUCGUUAUCAAGUAGCAGUUGCUCGUUGGCAAAACUCUGUUAACACAACUGGUUGGACAUUUUUGGAAGUUGAAACCAAAGAAGGAUAUUGUCCACAAUUGCAAGCAUAUUCUGCUGGAUAUCUUGAAGGACUUUUAUCCAAAACUGUUUUGAAUUAUCAUUUGCAAAAUGCCAAUGAAGAUUAUUGCACAAACUUCUCUGGAUAUUGCGGAAGAUUGGCUGAUUUCUUGACUGAAAAUCAAAAAUACAUUGAAACAAGUUUGGCAAACAGUGCUCCAGAUGAUCUUUAUUGGGGAGCUGUGAGUUGUUUUAAAUAAUUUUUUUUUAGAAAAUAAGAUCUUUCUUUAGGUCAACAGAACAUACCAUCAACUUACUGGAUUGAUUGAUGCUUAUGAAGGACGUGAAUUCAAACCAAGAGUUACCUAUGAACUUCAUCCAAUUUUAUAUCUUAACUUGAAUGGAGAUUUCUAUGAUUUGGAAAAGAAAUUGAACAAAACAAGAGAUCCAGCAAUCGACCAAACUGGUGGAAAAUGCUCUGGUUUGAUCAAGGUUGCUCCAGGAAACGCUGAUCUCUUCAUUUCUCAAGUAACAAUGAGUGGAUUCCAAAAUAUGUUGAGAGUUUUGAAAUUGUACAAAUUCGGAUAUGGUGAGUCAUAAAUUCUUGAUUUAUUUACGAAAAAAUACAGAAUUGUUUUUUCUCAGAUCGUCAACUUUACUCAGGAUACGCUUCAGCUUUCUCCUCAUAUCCAGGACUUUUGUACUCAUCUGAUGACUUUGCUCUCCAAACCUCUGGUCUCGCUGUCAUUGAAACCACUAUCAGUGUUUUCAACACCUCACUUUUCGAAAAGACCAAACCAGUCGGUCAACUCCCAACUUGGGUCAGAGCAAUUGUUUCCAAUCAAUUGGCUCGAAAUGCUAGAGAAUGGUGCAAGAUUUAUUCACAAUACAAUUCCGGAACAUACAACAAUCAAUGGGCUGUUUUAGAUUACAAUAAAUUCCAACCAGGAAAACCACUUCCAAAAUACGGACUCUUCUACGUUUUGGAACAAAUGCCAGGCAAAAUUGUUUUCUCUGAUUUGACAUGGUUUAUUGAAAAAUAUUCAUACUUCCCAUCUUAUAAUAUUCCAUUCUUCCAAGAGAUCACUGAUAUUUCUGGAUUCAAUGGCCAAGUUGCUAAAAUGGGAGAUUGGUUCAAAUGGGGAUCCUCACCAAGAGCCAAGAUUUUUGAAAGAGAUCAUCAUAAUGUUCACGAUAUUGAUACACUCACAGCUUUAAUGAGGUGAGGAUUUUUGGGAAUUUUUUUGGAAAUUGAAUCGAAAAUAUAUUUCUGAUCUUCUUUUUGAAAAAUGUGAACCAAGGGUGUACUUUCUCCAACAUUUCUGAAUAAUUUUCCCAAUAUUUUCUAGAUACAACGACUACACCAAUGACGAAUUCUCCAAAUGCAAAUGCAACCCACCAUAUUCCGCUGAAGCCGCAAUUUCAGCUCGUGGUGAUUUGAAUCUUGCCAACGGAACUUAUGAAUUCCCAGGACAAGGACACGUCAAUCACGGAGCUUUAGAUUAUAAGGGAACAAAUGUUGAGAUGAUGAAAUCAUUGAGAUUUAUCGCACAAGGUGGUCCAACUUGGGGAAAAGUUCCAUCCUUCAAAUGGAGUCAAUUUGAUUUUGUGAGUUAUUUUUUUUUCAAAACCGUCUAAUUUAUCAUUGUUUAUUUUUUCAGAAAGAUAAGGUAAAACAUGUUGGACACCCAGAUGAAUGGAAAUUCAAUACACUUGUACACAAGUGGGAAACUGAUAUCAAGAAUUGA
This is a messenger RNA of Caenorhabditis angaria, 2121 nucleotides long. NCBI's taxonomy places the organism in Eukaryota, Metazoa, Nematoda, Chromadorea, Rhabditida, Rhabditidae. The record is from the annotation of a GenBank genome assembly.